Molecule: messenger RNA, 1185 nt
Organism: Glarea lozoyensis ATCC 20868
Lineage: Eukaryota; Fungi; Ascomycota; Leotiomycetes; Helotiales; Helotiaceae
Product: (Trans)glycosidase
Exons: 3
Coding region: 1-1185 (394 amino acids)
Biological process (GO): chitin catabolic process; carbohydrate metabolic process
Cellular component (GO): extracellular region
Molecular function (GO): chitin binding; chitinase activity
Source: RefSeq, a predicted model, not a curated record
AUGGGUGGUGGAGAUGGGUACCGCUCUGUGGCAUACUUUGUAAAUUGGGCAAUCUAUGGCCGGAAAUUCAACCCACAGAUGCUGCCAGCUGACAAGCUUACGCACGUUUUAUACGCAUUUGCAAAUGUCAAACCGGAUUCCGGGGAAGUAUAUCUUACCGACGGCUGGGCAGAUACCGACAUCCAUUUUGAGGGUGACUCCUGGAAUGAUGUAGGAACCAAUCUGUACGGAUGUCUUAAACAACUCAACAUCCUCAAAGCCCAAAACCGCUCUCUCAAAAUUCUCCUGUCGAUUGGUGGUUGGACUUACUCCAGUAACUUUGCGGCUCCAGCGUCCACUCAAGCCGGGCGUGAGAAAUUUGCAUCUUCGGCAGUAACCUUGAUCAAGGAUAUGGGAUUUGACGGUAUCGAUAUUGAUUGGGAAUAUCCCAAGUCCGCUACAGAAGCCGAGCAUUACGUUCUUUUGCUUGACGAAUGCCGUAAAGCAAUGGACGCUUAUAGCUCUACCCUGCCUCAUCCGCAUCACUUCGAGCUCACCGUUGCUUGCCCAGCUGGCCCGCAAAAUUAUAACAACAUGAAUAUUGGAGCUAUGGAUAAAUACCUCGAUUUUUGGAAUCUGAUGGCUUACGAUUUUGCUGGAUCUUGGGAUAGCAACUCGGGUCAUCAAGCUAACAUUUACGCUUCUAAACAAAAUCCAGCCGCUACACCUUUUAACACGGAACAAGCCGUCCGCCAUUAUGAGCAGCAGGGUGUUCACAAGAGUAAGAUUGUCAUUGGGAUGCCGUUGUACGGAAGGUCGUUUCAGAACACGGAUGGCCUUGGAAAGCCAUACAGUGGUGUUGGUGAGGGAUCUUGGGAGAACGGUGUCUUCGACUUCAAGGCUUUACCACUUGCGGGUGCUGAAGAAAAGUUCGAUGAGGAAGCUCUUGCUUCUUAUAGCUAUGAUCCCGCGAAGAAGCAUCUUGUCACUUAUGAUACUCCAAAGAUAGCUCAAGAGAAAGGCAAAUGGGUUAAGAGUCAAGGUCUAGGCGGUGCUAUGUGGUGGGAAAGCAGUGGGGACAAAACCGGCAAUGAUAGUUUGAUCGCUAUUGUUGUUAAGGAGUUGGGGAGUCUAGAAGAUAGUAAAAACUGUCUGGAGUAUCCACAAUCCAAGUAUGAAAAUUUGAGGGCUGGAUUUAAGGGUUGA